This is a messenger RNA of [Torrubiella] hemipterigena, 1773 nucleotides long. The record is from the annotation of a GenBank genome assembly. NCBI's taxonomy places the organism in Eukaryota, Fungi, Ascomycota, Sordariomycetes, Hypocreales, Clavicipitaceae.
UGUGAGACGUGUGCUUGGAUGAAUUCGCUCGACGAAGCCGGCUGGUCAGUGCUGACCAACAUAUCGCUGCAUAAGGCUCUUGUGAAUGUGCCCGAGGAGAAAGGUGAUUAUUGGAGAACAAUCACUAAUUCCGGUAACUUAACAUGAGAAGGUUGCGAGAGGUUGAUUGUUAUCUAUAUAUAUUUAUGCCGGGUCGUGCACAUUUGACCGUGGAGCCUUUUUAACUUCGUUAAGCAAGCUGCCGUGUAACUCUGACUGAGUCAGGGAAAAUCUAGCAUCAUGUUAUCGUCGCGAUCUGAAACAUUUAAGAAAACGCCUGGUCGCAAAUCGGGCCGAUCAACUAGUCCCAGAGCUGUUGAACGCCGAAGGUUACAAAACCGGCUCUCACAGAGAAAUAGACGUAAGUAGAUGGAUGUACAAAGAUAAGCAAUACUUGAAAUUAAAAACAACAACAACGGGAGUUACCGUGCCGAGUCUAAUCUGCGCAAUACAGGCCGAAAGAUUAAAGAGGCAGCCAUGGAAGGGGGAGCAGAAGAAGACGAAGAUGACGACGAUGAUAACGAAACCGAAGAUGCUGCCAAACAAAACAACGCUGAGGAUAUAGUCUCGCCGCUGAACUUUACCAUCGAACCCGAACUUCAAUGGCCUCCAUCCGGGAGCAUGGAGGAUUUCAGCCAGGUGGACUUUUCACACUUCACGUCUUCUCAGUCAAGUUCUCCUCCGGUAUUACCUACUUUUAUGCCAUACGAAGUAUCCCAGCAGGCGCCCUAUUGGCUUCCAGAUUCCAACUUUACUACACCAGCCACUGACAAUACCCGAACAAACAAUACACUUGCUCAUUCUGUCUUGUCAAUUCCCACCUGCACGUGUAGCAACGUUACCGGGCCGUGCUAUUCUCACUUGGAGCAGAUUCGGGCGCAAGUACUUGCAGAAACGCCUUCCCCUACAUCCAUGCAGCCUUUAAAGAAUCUAGAACGUGGCAUAUCAGAUAUAAACGUCGGAACGAGACCGUUUUCGUCUCUUGGAACGUCUCCGAUCCUCUUCACCCCCCCAAGAUCACGAUCAGACAGCAAGAGAAGCAGACUAGCGGACGAUGACGGCUCCGUGGGAACGGGAUCACGCUCUGGAGCAGAUUUGCCCGUCGAAACUAAAGCUGCAAAAUACGGCAGCAACAGUAGUAGCAGCCUUUUCGACUCACAGGACAUUACAUGCCGAAUCGAGAGCUUACUCAUGGCCGCUCGCAAAGCUGGCUUUCAGGAUUUUGAUCAAGCUGUAGUGUCCUAUUACACUGCGCAAUUCAAGAAUAACAGCUUGGCAGCCAUCUCGCAACGAGCCAGCAGAAGUCGCCGUCUUCGGACCGUUUUGCAGGAAUUGCAAGAAUGCAGCAGCCAAUGGCCUCGACGCGAAUCUCGGGGCUUGUACGAAGGGCUGGUAGAAAUGACGACAUCCUUGUGCAUUGAGGAAAUGAAUCAUGUGGACAGAAAUGAGAGCUUGGAUCUGGUGCACAUUGAGCCGGGAGACUUGCUGUCAACGCUGGGCUGGCUCUUUUUCCAGCACGACCACGACCAGAGCGCCAAGUGCGGCGCAGAUUGUCUUCAGGGGAGUGCGGUUCCCGCUCAGGUGAAGAAGCUCACGGAAACAAUGGAGGCUGCGCAAGAUUCGAUGUUGCACCUUUGGCCGCUUUUGACUGAAUUGGCCGGGCCUCAGGGUCUAUAUUGCGAUAAAAUUGCACAGGUUGCGUUGGCUAUUCUGUUGUAUGCUAGGCGCGUUUAG